Messenger RNA from Triplophysa rosa, 3775 nucleotides. RefSeq lists its product as uncharacterized. The coding region runs from base 531 to 2666 and encodes 711 amino acids. The transcript has 23 exons. Lineage: Eukaryota; Metazoa; Chordata; Actinopteri; Cypriniformes; Nemacheilidae. The record is from RefSeq and is a predicted model, not a curated record.
UCGGUUCCAGACUCAACAUCCCACGAUGGCUUGUUUCGAGACUGCCGAAGCAGAAAUUGCGUUCGAGGACAUUCAGCCCUUAACAUCUUGGGCUGAUUCGCUCGACGAUGAAGACGACGAAGGUGAGGUGUCCGAUGUGCCCUAUAUACCAUCGUGGGCCAUCAUGGAUGUGACCGAGGAGGCGGCUAUAGAUCCAGAGCCUUCACCUGCCGUCCCGGAGAGAGCAAACAUUCGUGAGUUAUAUCUUUUUAUUUUUGACCAACUGUGUUUGAUCACUUACAGAGAUAAACGGACGUUUCUCUCACUAUUAUGGCCGACUUCAUGCUCUUAAUCUCAUAAAGUUUGAGAUGUUUGCCUGGAAUUCACAGACAGGCUGUGAGGAAAAAAAGCUCCCAAAAUGGCCCUCAAAUGUUACACUUGCUAAAUGAAAUGGCUAAAAAGUGAUAAACUAUGUGAUAUGUUUGAUUUAUCACUAUCCCUUCCUGUUUUUAUUGUUGUUAUUGCAUUUUUAUUACAUUUCAAGUCAAAUAAUGGCUAACAAAAUGCUUUCCAUUUUAAAGAAAUUAUUGAACAAAGGGUUAAAGAUGAGUCAUUGGAUGUACAGGUGUGUCAUUUAUCUACUUUUAUUGUUCUCAGCAGCUGUUGACCAGAGGAGUCAGAUGGGUGGACAAAAGAUGUCCAGGAGAUGUUCAAGAUGGAGAUCUUCUCAAUCUGAGGGUCACCGGUCUGCCUGUAGGACGCCCAGUGCAUCUCCUGGAGCUUCUGAGGCUUGGAGUAAUGGAAAGAACAGGUGGAUGAGGGAAAACAAGAAUACUUCCUCACAAAGGCAGGAUUCAGGUAGACGAGAGACGUCCACGAGAAACGUCACUCCAGCUUCUCCACCUCAGAAGAAGAGUUCUACACUGGUUAAACCAGAUCCACCCAAAUCGGAGACCUUGGUUCCUCCAGGACCUGCCGCUGUUCCAAAAACAGCUUCCUCACAAAGCCAGGAGAUAAAUGGACAAGAGACGUCCACAAAACCCAUCUCUCCAGCUUCUCCACCUCAGGGUCAACAUUCCGCCUUAAAGCUGGAGGAUUAUACGUCAGUGUCCAGUGCAUCUCCGGAAGGUUCUGUGGCUUCAAGGAAAGAAGAAAGGAAGAUUAUAAAAAAUGCAGUUUCUUUCUCACAAGAAACAUCCACAGAGCCUCCUGUCACGCCGGCUUCAGCUUCUGUAGAUUCAACGAAAACAAAGAGGAGGAUGAGAAAAAAUAAAAAAUCUUCCUUACAACUUGAGACGACCACAGAAGCCCCCAUCACGCCAGCUUCUCUGCCUCAACAGGAGAGUCCUGCGCAGAGGCUGGAUGAACCAGAUCCAGUAAAAUCUGAGCCCCUGGUACCUCCAGUAGAUGCUGCCGUUCCAAAAACAGGUAAAGGAACAAAUCAUUUNACGCCAGCUUCUCCGCCUCAACAGGAGAGUUCUGCGCAGAGGCUGGAUGAACCAGAUCCAGUAAAGUCUGAGCCCCUGGUACCUCCAGCAGAUGCUGCUCUUCCAAAAACAGUUUUAAAAAGUCAGGAGAUUGCUGGAGAGGAGACACAGAGGCAGGAGGCGAACGACACUGACACAUCUGUUGAAGACCUAUGUGAGCGGCUGGAGGAAGUACAUCUGUCCUCAAAGCCUCCUGCCAGAGCUACACAGUCUCCUGUACCUGAGCGUCUUCAGAUAGGCUUGAACUCCUCCAGCCCAUUUCAUAGACUGAACCCUCUUCGUCCGGCAACAUUUAUUUUUUACUUACCAUCCACAUUUGAAAUUGAACAUUUGUGUGAGCGGCUGGAUGAAUUUCAUCUAUCAUCAAAGCCGCUUGCCUCACCUAGACCAUCUCCUCCUGUACCUGAACGUCACUCCUCCAUCCCAUUUAACCCACUGAAGCCUCUGCAUCUAGCAACAUUUGUUUUUGAAAUACCAUCCACAUUAGCGGAAAUUGAAUAUUUUUGUGAGCGGCUGGAUGAAUUUCAUCUGUCAUCAAAAGUCCCUGCCGCACACAGACCAUCUCCUGUACCUGAGCAUCAUCAAUUAGGAUCGAACUCCUCCAGCUCGUUUAACCCACUGAAGCCUCUGCGUCCAGCAAAAUUUAUCUUCGAGUCAUCAUUUGCAGAAAUUGAACAUUUACGUAAGCUUCUGGAGGAAGUACAUCUGUCCUCAAAACUCACUGCCGCACCUAGACCAUCUCCGGUACCCGAGCGUCAUCAUUUAGGAUCCGCUAACAUUCAUGGAGCGAGCUCAUUUAAUAGACUGAAGCCUCUUCGUCCGGCCAAAUUCCUUUUUGACUCACCAUCCGCAUUUCGUUUUGGACAAGAGCAGAAGUCUGACUGCCAGAUGAGUGGGCAAGAAAGGUCCAUAGAGCCCCCUGUGACAGCGGACCCCAGAACAACACCUUCUCCAUCUCAGGGUCAUCGUUCUGCUCUAAAGCCAGAGGAUCGCGCUCCAGUCAGAUAUGCAUGUCCUAAAGUUUCUAGGGCUGCAAGGAAAGAAAAAAGAAAGAUGAGGAAAACUAAAAAAGAUUUUCAAAAGCGGCAGGAAGCGAACGGCACACUGAAGACCAUUGAACAUUUAUGUGGGCUGCUCGACGGACUCCGUCUGUCCACAAAGCCCUCUGCAGCAGCUACACCGUCGUCUGUACCUCACUAAACCUUGGCAGAGAGGCACCUGUAAUGCAGCCUAUGGACUCAAGCACAGGUGUAGUGACGAACUUCCGGUGUUGACAGGAUAUCAGUGUCCGGUUUACUUUUUAUAAAUGACUUCAAGGGAUAGCUCACCCAAAAACUAAAUUUUCCUUUUUGGGUGAACUAUCCCUUUAUCGUCACCUAAACAUGUAGAAAUAGUGAUGCAUAAGUAAACCGGAAACUGAUAUCCAGACUUCUGACAACAUCCGGCGUUUGACACUACUCUUGUGCACAGAGUCCAUGGAUGCCCAUCGAGCAGCAAAAUAAAAAAACAUCAAUAAAACAAUUUCAGCCUAUCAAAAGGUCACAAGAAUCUGGAGCGUCCAACCUCUGGCAUCAGCCACCUGUUCACAUAUUUACUUUUUUCUAUAGUGAAUGAUACGUAGUGCACUAGAUAGGGGAUAGGGAACAAUUCAGAUAGUAAUACUGUCUGUUGGGAUAAAUGAAACUGGUUCUUAGUGCAGCUUUGUACAAAUAUAGAUCAUGUUAUUUCAAUGGAUAGAUUUGAAAACUAUUUUGCCAUCAGCGGGCAGGUGGUACCUAAGUACAUGUUUAUGCCAUUUUAGUUCGAAUCAAACGCAAUCAUUUGUCAUAUUGUGGAAUUUUUGCUCUCUGUACACUAUUAAGCUUGUCUUGUUUUCAUGUCUCACCCUCGGGACACAUGAGUCGGACAGACCCAGCUCCAGUUUGACUGGAUGCUCAUCCCAGAUUCUCAGACACUAAAAGAUGACCACAGCUGAAGCCCGUGUCAAGCAAAAGGAGUCGCAUGGGAGGAGUCGUGGUGAUGGAGGGAUGCCGGAAAAGCUGAAGUAAGAAAAAGGUAUAUGUGGAUGCUUAAGUAUGCUCUGAAAGUGAUUGACUCUGGGCUAAAAGGAACAUCUGUAAAAGACAGAACUAUUUUUGAUAUAUGAAAUCCAUUCUAGAUAUGUAACUGUCCAGGUAUAACAUUGUGAGCAUAUACCGUCACUUGCAUGUGUCACAAGUGUUCUGUUGAAAAGCUUAAGAUGUGUUUUUGAUGUCUUUGUACGUGUUUACUUUCUAAUCUCAUGUCAUGUUAAAAAUAAAAAUACUCCU